UCCCCUAGCAAAGCGUCAGUAUAUAUACUGUGGGCACCCUUAGCAGGCAGGAGGGGCAGGCAGCUCAGCUUCACCAGGAGCCUCCUUGGGAAGCAACAGCCAAAGCAGGAUGAAGCUUUUCCUGGGCAUCCUCUUGUGCUCCCUGGUCCUGGGCGUCAGCAGCCAAAGCUGGUUAACCUUCCUCAGGGAAGCUGGUCAAGGGGCUAGAGACAUGUUGAGAGCUUACUCUGACAUGAGAGAAGCCAAUUACAAAAAUUCAGACAAAUAUUUCCAUGCCCGGGGAAACUAUGAUGCUGCACAAAGGGGCCCUGGGGGUGUCUGGGCUGCUAAAGUGAUCAGAUGCCAAACUGUGCUCUACACUGUAUGGACCUUAUCUGAUGUAAGCCACAGAGUCUUUGCAGUUCUCAGCUGGAGAGGGACACGAUUAGGACCAUGUCCGGGGUGGCACACGGAAUGGGAGCAGAGCCAGGACCGCAGGCUGAUGGUCUGCCUCCAGGACCUGGGGUGUGCUCUACAAGGCCAAGAGCUUCAGCAGGGGGCCUCUCUCUCCUUCCCGAACCUCCGGCGCUAGGGGCAAACGGCCAGGAGAGCACUUACAAUCAAUCGGGAGGUGCCCGCCGUGCUUAAGGACAGGCACCACGUCCUGCACAUCCCUGGAGGCGCUCCGCCUCGCACGGUCCAGGCACUCAUCAACGACUUCCCCGGGAAAUGACCACAUCCGACACCCGGACUCAGCCCGCCUCACUCAACUCUCGCACCUUUUCCUCUUCCUCCUACCAGUCUGACUUGUUGAAAGAGCCACCCAUCUACACGAUUCCUCCCUUCUGACUCACACCUGAAUCCGCUCCAGCCUGGCCCGUCCCCAGCACUCCAGCAAUGCAACUCUUGUCCACCGAGGACCUCCGUGUUGCCCCAAGCAAGUGACAUAUCCCUCCUUGUCCCAGUAGGCCUCUGAGCGACGUUCAGCACACCUGCCUUCCCCCGCUUUCUUGAAAGAUGCUCUCAAUUGCCUUCAUGAUAUCACGUGCUCCUUCAUUAUAUCACACCUCCAUGGCUCUCCAGCCAGUCUUCCCUCAGUCCCACCAACAAGUCAAGCUCCAAUUUGCCACAGUGUGUUUGCCUAGAACACUGGAUCCAUCUGCUCUUCACAUGGCUGCUUCCUUCUCAUCCUGUGUGUCUCACGUGAAAUCGCUCUUCAGAGAGGCCUUCUCUGGCUGCUCGGAGUUGCCUACCGUGCCUAUUCUUUCCUUCCUAUUACUAAUAUGCAGGAUGUUCUUUUUCACUUCUUGGUUUCCAUUUUUCUGUUACUGUUUUGUUUUUGUUUUCUUGGUCCCCAUCUUCCAUCCUAGGCUGUAACAAUUUCUGCCUUAUUUAGCUUUAAAUAUCUGGCACUAAGCCAAGUAUCUGGUACAUAAUAGAACCUCAAGACUUAAAUGAACGAAUGGUUGAAUAAUUUAUUUUUUAACUAAUUAGUCAAAAGCAGGGGAUGAGGUCAAGGUCACAGAUGAUGGGUUAACCUGAAAAGGAGGAAGGAGUUGCUCCUGAGAAAGGAAGGUAAAGAGAAUGCAGUCAGGAGGUGCAGAACAUUUGAGAGGGAGGACGAGGAACCUGAGGGAGUUCACGUGUACCUGCUAUCGUACAUUAUUGUCCCCAGGACCCAUCACGAAGGGCAAAAAGCAGGUCUACUUUGUUGUAUGUCAUCCUCGUUAUGCGGAGUACCUACCACAGCUCCUGGCACAUAGUAGAUGCUCAGUAAACACUGAGUGAAUGAAUGAAACAGGAAGAAAAGUAGUCUGCAGAGGAUGACGGGCCUGGGAGCAGCGUUCGGGACUUGUGGAGGAUAUUUGAUAUUUGAUACAGGUUUUGGUCUGCAGAAUGUGGUAAUGUUUCUCUUAAAGAUGAAUAUCCAAAUCUAUAGCAAAAUCUCUAAAAAGUACCAUCUAAACUGACAUAAUCUCACUUUAUCAUAGAAAAAAUAAUUUUCUCUGGCAAUACUUUGCAAGCUUUCUCAUUAGAAAUAAAAAUUAUGACUCCCAGUGAUGACUUAUGUCAACUUGGCUAGGCUGAACUAAGCCCUCACAGCUCCCUCUGUGAGGCUGGUUGGAUGGGUCUGGCUCUCACAUUAGUGGAUCAGUAGGGCUAAUAGUGAGAGAAGGCACUAACACUUCCUUGCCUUCAUGCCUGGACUCAUGAAUUGUGGCUACGGGAGAAACAGUACCAUAUAUUGGACACCGAUUUAAAGCACAUAUCAUAUGGGGAGGGAGGCACUGCCUUAUCCCUGCAAGGUGUUGCUAUCUAGCUAGUACUGUAGCUGAGUCUUCAAAAGGUUACUCUAGCAGUCUAUCCAGCCAGCUACUUCAAGAUAAUAGGGAACAUGGCUAAACCAGUGAAUUCCAUGAGGAUAGCCCCACUGCCACGUUUCAUUUGUUGCAAAAUUAGUUCCUUAGUCAGGAGUAAUACUGUGUAAAAGAAAUACCAUGAUGGUGGAUAAGGCAUUCUGUAAGUCCAGACUUCGGCAGAAGCAUUGCAUGCUGGGGAGACAAAUCUGUUUUCAUUGUGUCUGUUCCAUUACGGAAAAGCAUUGUCCCUUCCAUGAUGGAAGUAGCAGCAUUAUUCAAAAUAUCCAAGAAGUGGAAGCAACUCAAGUAUU
Messenger RNA from Mirounga angustirostris (Northern elephant seal), 2650 nucleotides. Its product is annotated as serum amyloid A-2 protein-like. The coding region runs from base 110 to 571 and encodes 153 amino acids. The record is from RefSeq and is a predicted model, not a curated record. The transcript has 4 exons. Gene Ontology annotation, cellular component: extracellular region. NCBI's taxonomy places the organism in Eukaryota, Metazoa, Chordata, Mammalia, Carnivora, Phocidae.